Molecule: messenger RNA, 1888 nt
Organism: Ailuropoda melanoleuca (giant panda)
Lineage: Eukaryota; Metazoa; Chordata; Mammalia; Carnivora; Ursidae
Gene: GPC5
Product: glypican 5
Exons: 8
Coding region: 51-1724 (557 amino acids)
Biological process (GO): positive regulation of canonical Wnt signaling pathway; cell migration; regulation of protein localization to membrane
Cellular component (GO): plasma membrane; cell surface; extracellular region
Source: RefSeq, a predicted model, not a curated record
CUGAUCUUCAGGUUUGCAUAUCCAGAAAACCUACAUGUUGCACCAGGAAGAUGGAGGAGAGAUACCAGAUUGCAGCUCGCCAAGAUAUGCAGCAAGUGCUUCAAACAUCCAGCUCGACAUUGAAGUUUCUAAUAUCGCGAAAUGCCGCAGCAUUUCAAGAAACCCUUGAAACGCUCAUCAGACAAGCCGAGAAUUACACCAGCAUUCUCUUCUGCAACACCUAUAGGAACAUGGCCCUAGAGGCCACAGCCUCAGUUCAGGAGUUGUUCACAGACGUGGGGCUCUAUUUAUUUGGUGCAGAUCUUCAUCCUGAAGAGUUCGUAAACAGAUUCUUCGACAGUCUUUUCCCUCUCGUCUACAAUCACCUCAUUAGCCCUGGUGUGACGGACAGUUCCCUGGAAUACUCAGAAUGCAUCCGGAUGGCCCGCCGGGAUGUUAGCCCAUUUGGAAAUAUUCCCAAAAGAGUCAUGGGGCAGUUGGGGAGAUCGCUGCUGCCCAGCCGCACGUUUCUGCAGGCACUGAAUCUGGGCAUCGAAGUCAUCAAUACCACUGACCAUCUGCACUUCUCCAAAGAGUGCGGCAGGGCCCUGCUGAGGAUGCAGUACUGCCCUCAUUGCCAGGGCCUGACUCGCACGAAGCCUUGCAUGGGGUACUGCCUCAAUGUCGUGAGAGGCUGCUUGGCACACACGGCGGAGCUGAAUCCACACUGGCAUGCCUACAUCCGGUCGCUGGAAGAGCUGUCAGAUGCCAUGCACGGAACAUACGACAUCGAGCAUGUGCUCCUGAACUUCCACGUGCUUGUUCAUGACGCCGUGAUGCAGGCUCACCUUGACGGACAGAAGUUGUCGGAACAGGUCAAUAAGAUUUGUGGCCGUCCAAUCAGAGCACCUACACAAAGCCCCCGUUGUUCUUUUGAUGGAAGCAAAGAGAAGCAUGGGAUCAAGAUCUCUCCUAGAAACGAUGAAGAGACACUUGCCAACAGAAGAAAAGAAUUUAUCAACAGCCUUCGACUGUACAGGACGUUCUAUGGAGGCCUGGCUGAUGAGCUUUGCGUUAAUGAAUUAGCCGCUGCUGACGGGCUGCCGUGCUGGAAUGGAGAAGAUAUAGUAAAAAGUUAUACUCAGCGUGUGGUUGGAAAUGGAAUCAAAGCCCAAUCUGGAAAUCCCGAAGUCAAAGUCAGAGGAACUGAUCCCGUGAUAAAUCAAAUUAUUGAUAAACUGAAGCAUGUUAUUCAGCUAUUUGGAACCCAUUAUUUUGAUGACACUGAAGUAAGAGUAGCCUGGCCUGUGACCUGGAGACUGCGGACUGCCCUUCCUGCCUCUCUGUGCCUGCGGGUCUGUGGUGGUGGUGGAUUUGGGCUUGCCUGGGACGCCAUUAGCCUUUCAAUAGGCUUAACAGAAACCUACCAGUUGUUACAGGGUAGGUCACCCAAACCUGACAAGUGGGAGCUCCAGACGGGCAGUGGCGGUGGCCUGGUUGAACAGGUCAGCGGGGACUGUGAUGAUGAAGACGGUUGUGGGGGAUCAGGAAGUGGAGAAGUCAAGAGGACACUAAAAAUCACAGACUGGAUGCCAGAGGAGAUGAACCUCAGUGACGUAAAGCAGAUCCAGCAGACGGGCCGAGGUAGUGCUCUAGACACGACGGGAGCAGGAUGUUGGGCGGCAACUGAAUCUACGGCAUUUCUGCUGAUGGGUGUGGUCAUGGUACUUCCUUGGCUUUGGUGACAGGAACUCUUCCACCCUGAUCUACCUAUCUUAUUCGAGUCUUGAUCUCCCCCGUCUUACCUGAUUGGAAUAAGAAAUCUGUUUGAAUGUAACCAUUAUAUUUAUGAAAAGGUAUGUCACACCAACUUCUUAUAAGCCAAGUGGGAAUGUUCACAAAGUAUGUA